Vespula pensylvanica (western yellowjacket) is the source of this 3610-nucleotide messenger RNA. It is a transcript of the gene Sox102F, whose product is annotated as dendritic arbor reduction protein 1-like. The transcript has 11 exons. The record is from RefSeq and is a predicted model, not a curated record. Bases 326 to 3157 code for a protein of 943 amino acids. Gene Ontology annotation, cellular component: nucleus. Gene Ontology annotation, biological process: cell fate commitment; regulation of transcription by RNA polymerase II. NCBI's taxonomy places the organism in Eukaryota, Metazoa, Arthropoda, Insecta, Hymenoptera, Vespidae. Gene Ontology annotation, molecular function: DNA-binding transcription factor activity, RNA polymerase II-specific; RNA polymerase II cis-regulatory region sequence-specific DNA binding.
CGGUGGUAUGUUUUGGUCGCUACGCGGGACCCUUGCUGCCGUCUCGUUAAAUCGCGAAAAUUAUUGAACGCCGAUCGAGUUGGAACUUUUAUGAGACAGCCCGAUCGCGAUUAUUUCGCAUUUAUACAUUUUCAAUUCAGUCAUAUUUCCUAUACGGUUCUCUUGGUCUUUUUAUUAUUCAGCUUCCUGGGAUCUUCUUCGAGAAGGAUCAAGAGGAUCUACGUUGAAAAAGCAGCACAAAAAAAAAGUAAGCCGAUCGUCUUCGUUUCAGACAUCGAUAGUCUUCGAUCGAUCAUCGGACCACGCUUCCUUUUUAUUUUCGCCGAUGAACCUCGCGAUUCCACGCUUUUCUUUCAAGAACGGUGCGCUUCCUGAUGUUCGCCGUAAUUGUUCGACGGUGGAUGGGGUCGUCACGGCCGUAAACCCGAUCACCUGGAACGAGAUACGUAGCCGACCGAGAAUGUCCUCAAAGAGGAAGUCGCCACCAACGAAGCUAUCGGAGGGCGGGGGCGGUGCGGGUACAGUGUCGAGCGGAGGCAACGAGGAAGAGGAGGACACGGGCUCUUCGGUGGUGACUGCCGCUGCUGUUGGAGGAGGAGGUGGUGGUGGUAGUAACAGUGGUGCAGCCACCACUGCUACCACUGUUCCUGGUGGUGGUGGUGGCGGCAACGGAGAAGAGAACGCUGCCUUGGAGGCGUCGGUCCCUGCGACUGUCCCUGUGACGAACGAAGAGGGUCGUAUUUUGGACGUCGAAGAGUGUUACUCUCAACAGAGAGGAGGAGGCCAGGAGUGCGAGUCCUCCGGGUGUUCCUCGCCGGCGACGACCAGCGAACCGGAUCUUCGAGACUCGCCUUCACCUUCCUCGAAUUCCAUUCGUGCUGCCAAAAGGCAGAGGCUCCUUUUCCUUUCGAAUCAAGAAAACGCGAGUUCCCUGUCUUCUACGGGCCCCUAUCAUCAUCCUCAUCAUCAUCAUCACCAUCACCAUCACCACCAUCAUCAUCACCAUCGAGCGAAUACGACUUCCUCCUCGGCAUCAUCCUUAACAGGCCUUCACGAGGCUGCUAGUUCCUCCGAGUGUGGUUCGCCGCCUACUCUUCUCAACGUCGAUUCUUAUUAUCAACCACAUCACAACGAUAAUAACAACACCGUUACCCAAAAUAAUAAUCACAGUAACAACGGCACCGGCAUCACCACCACCGCGACUACUACCGUUGCUAGUAAAAGAUCCAUGGACGACGUUCUCAAGAGGCUAACCUGUAAGAUGAACAGCGAGUCUCUUUCCCUUCAGGACGAUGUCAUGGAUAACAGGCGGAGUGCCACGCCCCCAACUGGACACAAUUCGCAUAGCGGAAACGCCGGUAACGUGGCGAACAACGUGCCUCCUUCGCCCCCAGCUGCAAGCAGGAUACAAAACACGGAAGGACAGGUUCAACAGGACGGUGCAGCGGCCCUUCAUAGGGUCCUCUGCGCCGAGAGCAUCGUUGAGAAAGAACGCAGGCUCUCCGAGAUGAUCCUGCAGCUGCAACUCCUCAGGGAACAACUGCUCCAGCAGCAGGACCAGAAGACGUAUCCACCACACAUGAGCGUAGACUCGCAAAAGCAAAUGGAAAUGCAACGGCUGCAAACGGAGCACUUGAAACGGCAACAAGAACACAUCAUGCAGCAUAACAUCCAGGAGCUGCAGGCACAAAUGACAAAGAGUCAGCUGAGCAUGUCGGGGCCGCAAUCGUUGAUGUUCCUACCGUUUCUCGAACAACUCAGGCUACCGGUCCAGUCGACGAUGCCACCACCGCCAGCCACGUCGACCGCGCCCACUGGCAACAAGCAUAUCAACUCCAUCGCCAAUAUGAUCGGUAGUCAUCGAGAAGGUCCAAGCUGGGCGACGGCACAUUUGGCUCAGAUGACGACGCAAAUGGAGAAAGAGUCGUCACCUACGCCAAUCUCGUCGGCGGUGACACCAACGGCGACUCCUUUACAGGAUCUCGAUGCCCCAUUAAACCUCACCAAGCCGAAAUCUUCCUCGUCGGGUGCGACAGCGUCUUCCUCGUCGCCUGAAAGCGAUUCGCAUUCGACCGGUGCUGGAAGUAGCGGUCAACAGGAACAACCUUUGGCUGCGACAGCACCAAAACUUUUUCCUCCUGGACUUCCAAUACCCAGGAAUUACCUAUCGACGUUACCCUACGCCGGUCUUCCACCACAUCUUAGUUCCCUACCUUCGCCUAUGGGCAAGGUAAUGGCCAAAGACGAACCUGGUGGACCUGGAGGUUCCGUUGCGGCUGCGGCGGUUGCCGCCGUGGAGAAGCACUUUGCGAUGCACGGAAUUUAUGGGCUACCACCAAGCGCGGGUGCGAUGCCACCCUCGCCUCAAACGCAACGACCGAUCAAACACUCUGGCUCUCGAGAGGACACGCCGCAAGAGGAGCAAGAUUUCCUCUCGUCUUCUCACAUGUGGCGAGACCCCGGAUACAAGGUGCCGGAAGACAUAACGGAAAAAGCUAAAAUGGUGAGGCAGCAGAAAAGGGAGGGUGAGAACAAACCGCACAUAAAACGACCUAUGAACGCGUUCAUGGUAUGGGCCAAGGAUGAGCGACGGAAAAUCCUGAAGGCCUGCCCUGACAUGCACAAUUCCAACAUAUCAAAAAUACUCGGUGCACGAUGGAAGGGGAUGUCGAAUUCGGAAAAGCAACCGUAUUACGAGGAACAAUCACGAUUGUCGAAGUUGCAUAUGGAGAAGCACCCGGACUACAGGUACAGGCCACGACCGAAACGGACGUGUAUAGUGGACGGGAAGAAGAUGCGCAUAUCCGAGUACAAGUCGCUGAUGCGGCAACGAAGGCAAGAGAUGAGGCAGCUUUGGUGUCGAGAAGGUGGUCCAGAGAUGAGCUUUCUGUCACCGGUCGGUUCGGAGCUGAGCUCACAGCAUCAUGCCGGAGGUGGAGGAGCAGGUCCAUCGGCGAGACCGUCGGUUUCGCCACCAGCGACGAUUUUGAACGGCGGUGGUGGUGGUGUCGGUGGUGCUGGCCCAAGCUCCGAUCACCCAUCCUUUUAUUACCCUCAGGACAGUCUUUCGCCUACGGACAUGAUGAACUUCUCACCGGAUAAUUCGGGCUCGAUCGGUGGCUAUGACGCCAGUCCACGGCAUCACGACGAAGAUUGAAACGUAGCUGCUCCGGUUGGCCAAGCCCUUUGGCCACCCGGAGCAACGGCGUUACCUUCGUCCUCGACCCCCACCAGCUCGUCCUCCUCGUCCUCGGCGUAUCCAGCGGUUGCAGCCGCAGCCGCGGCUGCCGCGGCGGCGGUCGCAGCUUCGUCCACCUCGUCAUCUUGCUCGCCCUCCUCCAGACUUGGCCACGAGUUGUAUUGGUAACCAAAGCUGCGCCCGCGCACUCCUCCUCCUCCUCCUCCUCCUCCUAUUCGUCCUACUCAUCCUCCUCCUCUUCCUCCUCCUACGCACACGAAGCGCACUCGAGGAAACACCACGCUCGACCAUCAUCCUUCGUCUCUUCUCGCACUUCUUCUUCUUCUUACUCUUAUUCUUUUAAUAUUUCUUCUUCUUAUUCCUACUUUUCUUCUCUAAAGAAAGAGAGAGCAAGGAAGAGAAGAGGGAGGG